This is a messenger RNA of Setaria italica (foxtail millet), 789 nucleotides long. Its product is annotated as V-type proton ATPase subunit F. Bases 154 to 546 code for a protein of 130 amino acids. Gene Ontology annotation, cellular component: membrane; proton-transporting V-type ATPase, V1 domain. Gene Ontology annotation, molecular function: proton-transporting ATPase activity, rotational mechanism. Gene Ontology annotation, biological process: proton transmembrane transport. NCBI's taxonomy places the organism in Eukaryota, Viridiplantae, Streptophyta, Magnoliopsida, Poales, Poaceae. The record is from RefSeq and is a predicted model, not a curated record. The transcript has 4 exons.
GCAGGCGGCAGGGGGUCUUCCUCCUGUUCCAGAUCUCUCCCUCACUCCUCGUGCCGUCGUCUACCUCCUCCUCCAUCCCCUCCAUCGGAGUUCGAUCCGAUCUCCGCUCUCCAUAUCGGAUCGGAUCCGCAGCAGCAUCCGCGAUCGCGAGCCAUGGCGGGGAGGGCCAACAUCCCCACGAACAACUCCGCCCUCAUCGCUAUCAUCGCCGACGAGGACACCGUCACUGGCUUCUUGAUGGCCGGAGUUGGCAAUGUUGAUCUGCGCAAGAAAACCAACUACCUCCUCGUCGAUAACAAGACGACAGUCAAACAAAUUGAAGACGCAUUCAAAGAAUUCACUGCAAGGGAGGAUAUUGCUAUUGUGCUCAUCAGCCAAUAUAUUGCCAACAUGAUACGAUUUCUGGUGGAUAGCUACAACAAGCCAGUCCCUGCUAUUCUGGAGAUCCCAUCCAAGGACCAUCCGUAUGAUCCAGCGCACGACUCAGUGCUCUCUCGCGUGAAGUAUCUGUUCUCCACAGAAUCAGUGGCGUCUGAGAGGCGAUGAAGGUGCCCUUGUGUAGCAAGGAAGCACCCUUUGUUGUAUCUAUUUUGUUUUGUGUUGAAGAGAAGGUUGCCUGCACCAUUUCGGUUCGGGAUAGCAAGAAGCAUGAAUAACGAAUGAGCUUGCAAACAAUAAUAAUUGGGUUGAACCAAACCAGCUUGUAUUUUAUAAGGUUGGGAUGCUAUUUGGUGCUUGUAUUAAUUUGGUUCUUUUUAUGGAGAGUAAUAUAAGGUGUUAUUGUCGUGA